AUGGACCCUGUUGUUCUCAGUUACAUGGACAGUUUGCUGAGGCAGUCGGACGUUGCCUUGCUGGAGCCCCCAAACUGGCUUAACGAUCACAUCAUCGGCUUUGCCUUUGAGUACUUUGCCAACCACCAGUUCCAAGAAUUUAGCGAUCAGGUUUGUUUCAUCAGCCCCGAAGUGGCUCAGUUCAUUAAAUGUGCCCUUAGUCAGGAAGAAAUAGCCAUAUUCCUGCAACCGCUGGACCUUCUCCACAAGAACCUGGUGUUCCUGCCUAUCAAUGAUAACUCCAACCAGGUCGCUGGGGGCACCCACUGGAGCUUGCUGGUUUAUUUCAGGGACAAAAAGUGCUUCGCCCAUUACGAUUCCCACAGUAAAUGCAACUCUGUCCACGCCAAGCAAGUGGCGGGGAAGCUGGAGGCCUUCUUGGGCAAGAGAGGGGGCAAAGCAACCUUCGUGGAGGAGAAGGCGCCUGCCCAGCAGAACAGCUAUGACUGUGGGAUGUACGUGAUCUGCAACGCAGAGGCUCUCUGUCAGGGAUACUUCAGGGGCCGGCCGGAGCCUUUGCUGCAGCUCCUCACCCCCUCCUACAUCACGCAGAAGAGAUCGGAGUGGAAAGCCCUCAUCACGAAACUGGCACAGAAGUGA
Molecule: messenger RNA, 639 nt
Organism: Charadrius vociferus (killdeer)
Lineage: Eukaryota; Metazoa; Chordata; Aves; Charadriiformes; Charadriidae
Gene: SENP8
Product: SUMO/sentrin specific peptidase family member 8
Exons: 1
Coding region: 1-639 (212 amino acids)
Biological process (GO): proteolysis
Molecular function (GO): deNEDDylase activity; cysteine-type peptidase activity
Source: RefSeq, a predicted model, not a curated record